This is a messenger RNA of Solanum dulcamara, 1372 nucleotides long. RefSeq names its product glyceraldehyde-3-phosphate dehydrogenase, cytosolic. Bases 95 to 1117 code for a protein of 340 amino acids. Gene Ontology annotation, molecular function: oxidoreductase activity, acting on the aldehyde or oxo group of donors, NAD or NADP as acceptor; NAD binding; NADP binding. The record is from RefSeq and is a predicted model, not a curated record. NCBI's taxonomy places the organism in Eukaryota, Viridiplantae, Streptophyta, Magnoliopsida, Solanales, Solanaceae. The transcript is spliced from 10 exons. Gene Ontology annotation, biological process: glucose metabolic process.
GCCAUACAUUUCUUGCUACAUUGACUCUUGUUCUCACUAAACCUAAUUUCUCUCCUUACAUCUUUCUUUGCUUUUUCACCCCUUUUUCUGAGCAAUGACAAACGGCAAGAAGAUCAAGAUCGGAAUCAAUGGAUUCGGUAGGAUUGGUCGUUUGGUGGCUAGAGUUGCUUUGCAGAGAGAUGAUGUUGAACUAGUUGCAGUGAACGACCCAUUUAUCUCCACUGAUUACAUGACAUACAUGUUCAAGUAUGAUUCAGUACAUGGACAAUGGAAGCACCAUGAGCUUAAGGUCAGUGAUGAGAAGACCCUUCUCUUUGGUGAGAAGGCUGUUAGAGUCUUUGGAAUAAGGAACCCUGAAGAAAUCCCAUGGGCUGAAGCUGGUGCGGACUACGUUGUUGAAUCAACCGGUGUCUUCACUGACAAGGACAAGGCUGCUGCUCACUUGAAGGGUGGUGCCAAGAAGGUUGUGAUCUCCGCUCCUAGCAAAGAUGCCCCCAUGUUUGUUGUAGGUGUCAACGAGAAUGAAUACAAGCCAGAGUUGGACAUUGUGUCCAACGCUAGUUGCACUACUAACUGCCUUGCACCUUUGGCUAAGGUCAUCAAUGAUAGGUUUGGCAUUGUGGAGGGUCUUAUGACCACUGUCCACGCCAUGACUGCCACCCAGAAAACUGUUGAUGGUCCAUCCAUGAAGGACUGGAGAGGUGGAAGAGCUGCUUCAUUCAACAUCAUCCCUAGCAGCACUGGUGCAGCCAAGGCUGUUGGAAAAGUGCUCCCAUCGCUAAACGGAAAAUUGACUGGAAUGGCCUUCAGAGUUCCAACUGCUGAUGUUUCUGUUGUCGACCUUACUGUAAGACUAGAGAAAGAAGCCUCAUAUGAUGACAUCAAGGCUGCAAUCAAGGAGGAAUCAGAGGGUAAGUUGAAGGGUAUCUUGGGAUACACUGAAGAUGAUGUGGUUUCCACAGACUUUGUUGGUGACAGCAGAUCAAGCAUUUUCGAUGCCAAGGCUGGAAUUGCUUUGAGCAAGAACUUUGUGAAAGUUGUGUCAUGGUAUGACAACGAAUGGGGUUACAGCUCCCGUGUGAUUGAUUUGAUCUGCCAUAUGGCUUCUGUUGCUUGAGGCUUUGAUGCUUGGAGUAAAGACAUCCUGUUUAGUUUUUUUUUUGCUUGAAUCAUUGGAGUAUAAGUUUUCUGGCCGGGAGUGGUCUUCUUGUUUAAGUGUAAUGGAAUAACCAGAGAGGAACCGUGUUUAUCUUUGAGGAAUCUUUGCCCUCUUCUUUUUACUGUUUGACUUGUCAUGAAUGAAUCAAGCUUUACCUGUUCCAGUAUCAGUUAACAACUAUAAAUCUAUUGCUUUCUGUUGUCCUUGGGUUUA